Molecule: messenger RNA, 3672 nt
Organism: Plasmodium coatneyi
Lineage: Eukaryota; Apicomplexa; Aconoidasida; Haemosporida; Plasmodiidae
Exons: 1
Coding region: 1-3672 (1223 amino acids)
Source: RefSeq, a predicted model, not a curated record
AUGCAUUAUUUUAGGAAAAAAAAAAAUGAGCCUGUCAAUAAGAGAGAGGCCUUCAUAGCAAACAGUAAAUACACCAAACAAAAUAGAACUCUCAAAAGUGAUGACGUAUUCAAUGGCGUGGACGCAUUUGAGAAGCAACCAGACCAGAAUGGAAAGAAUAAAUCCCAUAUGAAUGAUACGCAAAAGUUGGAAACGAGCACGAACUCUUUCCUAGAUGGGAGUUUCAAAGAAGAGAUAGGAAUUACCUCCAACAAAGGUGCAUUAUCGAAUCAAAAGCAAAAAUUCAAUAGCGGUUCCCGUUUUGAAGAAGAAAAAAAUUUCGACCAUUCCAGCAGUGAAUAUGGCAUGGAGAGCUACAACGAAGACAUGGCAAAGGAGUACAGUCAAAAGGGAGACAUUCCAAACAGUGAACUAAAACAUUUAGCACAAACGAACGAACAGAAUAAUGUUUCAAACAAUAGUGAACCCAGUGACAGUAACGUUUAUAAUCACGGAGAGGGAACCAACUUUAAGGACUCCUCGUCGUAUGAUAGUGUAAGGGACAAAAUUAUUUCAAAAAAUGUGGAUAGGGAUGUGCAACAUCUGCGAAACAGCAAAAUGGAAGGAGAAUUUAAACCAUUUGUAGGAAGUCAAAAGUAUAGCAAACAGAAUUCAUCAUUACUCAGCAAUCAGAGGAAAACAAACGAUUCACCAAAAAGUGACAAACCGGUAAAUGAAAAUAUGCCCCCGAAUAGAACCUACAUUUCGAGUAAAUCUUUUAACAACAAUGCAGGCACUGGUCAAAGUGGAACUAACCACAUCAAUGGGGAGCACACCAACCAUUUUUAUGAUAACAUGAAGGCAGCAAGCAUACACUCUGAGUUAAGUGCAAAUAACAGUGUGUCUCUAACCAGUGGGGAUAAAAGAAAAAUGGAGACAAAUCUAAAUUCCAUCCAAAGGAAUAGGACAUUGCAGACAAAUGCAGGUUCGCAAGAUGACAUGCACCAUGACUCUCCUGACAGGUAUGGGGAAAACACGGAGGAGCUCCCACACGGGGAGCAGCUAAUUUACGAGGGACAGCAUCAUCAUAACGCCAAUUUGAUGGAACAAAUCGACAGAAUUAACAGCAGCGGGAACGACAGAAGUGGUAACUUCUAUGAAGGGAUAGACCCAAAUGAUCCGGCUGGAGGUAGUCUAAACUCUCUGCAACUUUCGCAAAGGUAUGUUGAUACAGGUGAAUCUGGUGAUGGACAGAAUGCACAAAAUGCACAAAAUGUGAGAACCCGAAAUAGGGACAAUUUCGAUGAAACCUUUUUAAAAAAUAAUAAUUCUUCCGCAAAAAAUGGGGAGUUCUAUAAAAAGUUAAACAGUAAUAUGAUAGAGGUGGAGGAAAAAAUCAAUGGGGAGAAUUUUAAAGAAAGCGUAGAUGCUGAGUUGGGGCAGCUAACGAGGGGUAGUAGGAGCAGUGUUCAUUCGAGUAGGUCUUACACACAGCCAAUACAUGUGCAUGAGGAGUUGGGCGGACACCCAAGUGAGCAACUUCCCAAGUACAACACAGCGAGAAAUUCUAUGCAACCGCAACCCAGCCGUCAAUCCACCAGGAAAGACUUAUCCAAGUCUAUAAAUAUCAACGACAUGUCAGAAAAGAAUGUUUCAGCGCGGCAAAGUGUCCAACUAGAAAAGGCAUACAGCAGGAACCAAUCAAAUAGCAGACACGUAGAACCGAGGAGAAGUUAUAUGCAUGUAGGAAACCUACAGAUCGAAUCGAGGAGCUAUUCUAUAGCAUCCAAAAAAAGUCACACUAACAGAUCGAGGGAACAUUUUGAGGAACACAAAAAUAAUAUGAUUCUAUCUGAAAACAGGACUAUGAGAAUGCCUGAGAGUUUAAUAGAAUUAAAAUUUAACCUGAACGGAUCUGUGAGUAGCAUGUCAGAAUCGACAAAUGAAAUGAACAUGGAAAAUGGUUCGCUCAAAUGUGAGAGCGGGCAAGAGCAUUUAAUGAACACCUCGGAAGAAUCAGCAGAUAGCCACAUGCGGGUAGGUAACCAAAUGGAAUAUAGAAGCAGCCUAGCCAAACAUAGCAGAAAAAUGGAAUCAAAAAGACACCAUGAAGAUGCAUCUAAUAGCUUGAUAGAAUCGCAAUACGCAGAAGACGAAGACCAUUUGAUCGACUCACAAUUUGGACAACCCUCCAACCAUCUAAUCGAAUCGCAAUAUGAUAUGCACAAAUGUAAUGACAACAUGUCAGACACUAAUAACAGCUCCAUGAGCUUAAAUAAGAGUCAACACCAAAUGAGCAACGUUAUGGGUGACGAACGUGACAAUUUUAUCAAACCGGGAAAGUACUCACACAAGUCGCAGUACAGCAAGGUCAACUCGGGGAUAGUGCACACAGAAUCGAGAAGGAGUCUAAUCAAUUCGACACACAGUCAGAUGCAAUUACGGAAUAUUUCUCAGCGUUCAAGUAAUAACCUUAUGAAUCAGAAUAAGGUUUACAAAGAAUCGAGUGGCACUUUGGCGGAGUCUCGUAACAGCCUGAUGAAUUCGCAAAGUCGGCAAAAUGAGAUGUGGAAAAGUUUGACAGAGACGAAUGAUACGUUUGGAAAUUCUAAAUAUAGUCACAGCGUGUCUGGGUCGAGGCGCAGCCACACGGAAAGCAACAGCAGCAUCAACAAUGGCAAGCGCGACGAGGACCAUUCGAAUGCUACCUUGGAAGAGAGACCGCCUCAACCAUCCCACUCAUUCCAACAAAACAGAAAAGAUCUGAACGAAAUGAACCACUACUAUGAUGACAGACGAAGCAAGCCCCAUUUGAACAGAAGUGAAUAUGUCCCGAAGAAGAACAUCCCACAUGCUUAUAAAAAAUUCAAUACGUGUGUCCGCGAUGAUGAGCAGAAGGCUGAUUUGUUGCAAGCCUUCCAAAAGGGUAUUAAAACAAAGUGGGGCGCACAAAAUGCACAAGUCCAAGGUGUAAACGAAAUGGGGAAAUCAAGAAACGCUUUGGAAAAUUACGAAAAGAGACAAACAAAUGACACCAUUCGUGAGUCUGAGAAUUACAAUUUAAAAAAAGAACAAAGUAGGAAUUAUUUCUCCAGGGACGACAGCAAUGGUAAUUUGCCGCAAUUGUCCCGAACGUCCAGAACGUCACAUGCACCUCUUGUGCAUAGUGAAGAUGUUGACAAAAAACUGGGCGGUAAAAUGCACUACGAAGAAUUAGAAAACACUUUUGAGAAUUUCGAAAAGGAAGGGCAUAAGGAUGGUAGCGAUCUGGAGUUUUCCUUCGAUCAGGAAAAUAAAAUCUGCAAAGAUAUGUGCAAGGACUUCUCAGCAUCCAUUACGAAUUCGCAACUUUUAAUGAGUGGCUCUCAUAAUAUUAUGCACCACUCAGGUAUAAAUGCUUCCAACCAUUUUGAUCUUGAGAUGUCCAAUAAAUCAAACAAAACUUCAGACAUGGAUAAAUUCGCCAUGGAAAAUAAUUUCAAUAUGAACGUCAAUUCGAAUUAUAUUAAACGGCUAACCAUGAACGAUAAUUUCGUCAACACAAAUUUGCAAAUCUCCUACAUGGAAAAUGAAAUUCAAAAUAAAAUAAAAGACCUUGACAACUUUUUGGGGGAGAAUUUUGAGCACAAAUGCAAUUCUGUCCUCAACAGAAUUGAGAAGCUGCUUUCUUCCGACUUUUUCAGCGAGUCGUAG